CGCCACAUCUCUGCCUCCAGACUGGAAUUCAAACAGGAAGUCUUGGAAAAAAUGAGCAGGAAACAGUUGAGAGAAAAACUGAUUGAGUAAACACCCUGAGGAUGAACUCUGACACCUGCCUUCGUCUCCGACUGAAAUCAAACUGAACAAGGAGAACAGAGAGAGAACUGAGCAACUAGACACUGGAACACACACUGCUGCAGGAGGAACAACAAGCAGAUCAAAGUGAAACUUCACUCUGAGACAAAAUGGCUUCCAGAUCAGACAAUGAUCUCUGCUGUCCGGUCUGUCUGGAGAUAUUUAAGGAUCCGGUUCUUCUGUCAUGCAGCCACAGCUUCUGUAAGGAGUGUCUGCAGAAAUACUGGAGAAGAGGAACUGGUCGCUCAUGUCCAGUUUGUCGGAAAAGAUCAGCAUCAGAUGCUCCACCCUGUAAUCUGGCUCUGAAGAAUCUGUGUGAGACUUUCUUACAGCAGAGAGAGCAGAGAGCUUCAGAGGAUCUCUGCAGUCUGCACUCUGCGAAAGUCAAACUCUUCUGUCUGAACCAUCAGCAGCCAGUGUGUCUCGUCUGCAGAGAUUCAGAAAAACACACCAAGCACAGAUUCAGACCCAUUGAUGAAGCUGCUCAGCAACACAAGAAGAAGCUUCAGGAAACUCUGGAGCCUUUAAAGAAGAAGCUGGAGCUCAGGAAGAAAGUUCAGGAGGAGUUUGAUCAGACAGCAGAACACCUGAAGGUCCAGGCAUGGCCGCUUCUUCCUCUGCACCGCUUCUUCUCCUGCUGCGCGUGCUUCUCCGUGGCGACGUUCCGCUCCGCGGGAACCGCGGGUCGCAGAACUCGCCUCUUCUCCUCCCUCUCCAAACCUCAUCCGCACAAAGAAUGA
Poeciliopsis prolifica (blackstripe livebearer) is the source of this 878-nucleotide messenger RNA. RefSeq names its product E3 ubiquitin-protein ligase TRIM17-like. The transcript has 3 exons. Bases 249 to 878 code for a protein of 209 amino acids. Lineage: Eukaryota; Metazoa; Chordata; Actinopteri; Cyprinodontiformes; Poeciliidae. Gene Ontology annotation, molecular function: zinc ion binding; ubiquitin-protein transferase activity. The record is from RefSeq and is a predicted model, not a curated record. Gene Ontology annotation, biological process: protein ubiquitination.